Molecule: messenger RNA, 693 nt
Organism: Acanthosepion pharaonis
Lineage: Eukaryota; Metazoa; Mollusca; Cephalopoda; Sepiida; Sepiidae
Source: the annotation of a GenBank genome assembly
AUGCGACACAAAAAUGCUUACUUGCGACACAAAAAUGAACGCCUACUUGCGACACCAAAAACGAAUGCCUUCUUGCGAAUGAACACUUUACAACAGCAAACGAGCAAAACGGCACCCAAGACUGCUGCCGAGGGACGGCUGACCGCAACGGCUUUUUUUGAGAAGUCUCUUUUUCUUUCUUUCUUUCUUUCUUUCUUUUUCUCUUUCUCUCAAGGUUAUAUCUUCUGUUUACUUUUAUUUGCUUCAGGUGUGAGGUCUUUCUUUCCCAUUCUCUCUUCUCUCUCUCCCUUUCUUUUUUUUUCUCUCUUUCAUUCACUCUCACUUUCUUUCUAUUUAUCUUUCUUUCUCUAUCUUUUUCUUCCUCUAUUUCUUUCACUCAUUUUCUCUCUCUCUCUUAAUGUGUCUGGUCUUUCAUUCACUUUUCUUUAUCUCACUUUUUCUCUCUCUCUUUCUCUCACUUUCAUUCUCCUUUUCUUUCUUUCUUUCAUUCUCCUUUUCUUUCUUUCUUUCUUUCUUUCAUUCUCCUUUUCUUUCUUUCUUUCUUUCUUUCUUUCUUUCUCAUUCUCUCUCUCAAGGUUACUUUUUCUUUUUACUUUUAUUUGCUUCUGCUUUAUUUGUUCUGUUUACCAGUUUUUACUGAAAUAUCUGUCAAAUAUGAUGAUUUUUGAAGAGGAAACAUUCAGACAAUUCUGA